Molecule: messenger RNA, 2268 nt
Organism: Colletotrichum chrysophilum
Lineage: Eukaryota; Fungi; Ascomycota; Sordariomycetes; Glomerellales; Glomerellaceae
Exons: 4
Coding region: 1-2268 (755 amino acids)
Source: RefSeq, a predicted model, not a curated record
AUGGCUUCCCGAAAGUACACCGUCGACCAGCUCUUGGCCUUAAAGGGCUCCAAGCAGGAGCUGUCCAUGGAGAAAGCGUUGUUCGAGACAACCAAAGACAGCCAAGUCCUCUCCCACAUCAUGAACCACAGAGUUCGCUACAGAAGAGGCCUGCCUUCCUUGUCCAGAGCAGCCAAUGCCGAGGCCCGCAAGUCGUCUUCUACGGAAUCGGAGACUGUGCCCAUUGUCAAGACACAGGCUCCUCCUCAACUCCCCGAGCAAGCCUUUGUCGCCACUGUCGCCGCUGCUGAUGCCAACCAGCUCGAUGGUCAGGGCAGCCGCCAACUCGACGGACAAGAUGCCGAGCCCGAGAUUCUGGCCCCCGAGCCAGUAUCACAGCGACCGACCCUGCCUGACCAGAAGCGGAAAGGUUUCGAGCAGUUCUACGAGGCCGUACGAUCUCCUACGCAUGUCCGCGUGACUGCUGGCGGAAGAAUUGUACCCAACACUCUUGAUCCCUCCCACUCAUCGCCCACUGGCAAGGGCAGCAAGGAGAGACUUACAGAGAACAAUGGUCAGUUGCCUUUCGGUCAGGCUCAAGCUCCCAACAUGCCAUUCCUUCCUGGUCACCCGAUGAUGGCUCCCAUGCAGCCUGGUAUGCCGGCGAUGCCGAUGCCUAUGCACCCCGGCUACCUCAUGACACCUCCCUUUGGCGGCCAAUGGUUCUUCCCUCCUCACCCCAUGAUGCCUAUGGGCAUGCCGUUCCCUGGCCCAAUCAUGGGCCCUCUUGGCCCUGUUUAUCAGCAGCAGCCUCCCCCUACGCCCAUGACGGCCGGCAUUCCCCAGACCGCUCCCACCCCGACCCCCACCUCUGGUGACGCCACUUCUGACCAGUACCUCUCGAGCAUUCGACCUAGUAUCAUCACAAAGAACCAGCUCGCAGGCCUCCGCACCAGUCUCAAGAAAGCUGAGGCACAGCUGGCAUACAAUCGUCACCAAAUCGAUGAGCGACACAUGGAGGAGUACGCACGCCAGCUUCGGGGGGAUAUUCAGCACUUCGAGCUCAAGCUCAAGGGGGAGCUGGCUCGCGAGGCCGGCAACAACUUGGGUCGUGAAUACUCGGCGGACAAGACUGAGGACAGCGCCGACGCCAAGACCAAGAGCGACAGCGAUGACAAGCCGAAGCCUCGCAAGAGGGAGAAGGUCAAGCUAACUGUCGACACCUCUUUCAAGCCUUCUCUGCUGCCCUCUGCGGCUCUGGCUCCCGUCUUCCAGCCGCAGGCUGAGAGUAUCCGUGAGACUAGCGUAUCGAUCCAGCGAAAGACAGUUCAAGACAAGCCCAAGGAUGCCUUCAACGGUGGUAGGUACCACGGCCCCAUUCCCGCCAAUUUGGAGGAGAGCCGCUAUCUUUCCAUGCCCCCUACGCCAGCCGACGACGCGUUCUCCAAUUUCGCCCGUGAUAACGCGGGCCUGGGACUGCCCUAUCUUGUUGGGGAGGUGCCUUUCGGACUGGACCCUAGCCCUGAUCUUCGCGACUACAUCUACCAUCGCUCUCUUACGCAAGACGAGGAGAUGGCCAAACACCUCUUUUGGACCGAUGCCCCCGUGCACCUGCGCAAGAAGUUCCCCAAGUUCGAUGGCAAGGACUUCUACCCAGUCUCUCCCGAGAAGCAGCCCCGGCCCGAAGGAAAUGUCGUCGAGAAGCUGCCCACGGGAAGACCCGAGAAGGACUACGGUUUCUCGCUGCCUGCCGCUACUGACCUGGAUCCGUUCGCGCCUCUGGAGCCAUACCGCAAUGUGUUGAAGACCAGAACCGUGUCGGCCCGCGAGCGCGACCAGAAGCGAGCUACAAAGUCGGAUAAUGUGACUUCUCCCAUGAAGCCUCGCAGUGGCAACAAGCUUCGCCCGGUAGCUUACUUUAACAGCCAAGGUGUCGAGUCGAAGGAUAGUUCCGGCUCGUCUGACCAGAUUGGCGAGACGGAGUCAGAACGGGCGUACUUCAACUCUUGCGUUCGCGCCUGGUCUGAGCGAGUGACUGCCACUGCGGCCGCUCUUCCCGGCGCCGUCACGUCAGAGAAUGCCCAGGGUUACCUUCCGCAAUACUCCAUCGGCCACGCUGCCGCUUCACUUUCUCCUGCCAUUGUCAAGGCCGCAGGACAGCCUGUCCGCUUGUCUCCUGCUAAGGCAAAUGACAAUGACAAUCUUCAUGCGGCGCUUAGCCGCCUGGCUAUCUCAGCCGAUGGUCGGCCCGAGAACCAGCCUCCUCAUCGUUCCAUUAUCAAGGCAUGA